Molecule: messenger RNA, 1785 nt
Organism: Aspergillus nomiae NRRL 13137
Lineage: Eukaryota; Fungi; Ascomycota; Eurotiomycetes; Eurotiales; Aspergillaceae
Product: ENTH domain protein
Exons: 6
Coding region: 1-1785 (594 amino acids)
Biological process (GO): clathrin coat assembly; clathrin-dependent endocytosis; vesicle budding from membrane
Cellular component (GO): clathrin-coated pit; clathrin-coated vesicle
Molecular function (GO): phosphatidylinositol-4,5-bisphosphate binding; SNARE binding; clathrin heavy chain binding
Source: RefSeq, a predicted model, not a curated record
AUGUCCCAGAAUUUUGAGAAAUCAGUAAAGGGGGCCACCAAGAUUAAGCAGCUCGCGGCCCCUAAAUCUAAAUACAUAGAGCACAUCCUGGUAGCGACCCAUACAGGCGAAGCGGGAGUAGCAGAAAUAUUUCGAACUAUCCAGCUUCGGCUACGCGAUUCAACAUGGACGAUAGUCUUCAAAGCCCUCAUUGUCAUACAUAUCAUGGUAAGGGAGGGGCAAUUGGACGCUACACUACAGUAUAUGGCGGAGAACCCGAGGAAGCUUGCAAUCAGCGGAUUCUCAGAAGUUCAGUCACAAGGACAUAACAUCCGGAGAUACUCUGAUUAUCUCAUCGCGCGCGCAAAUGCAUUCGAGGCCACCAAGACGGAUUAUGUACGAAGCGGACAGGGACGUAUGAAGAGGUUGACCGUAGAAAAAGGCCUCUUGAGAGAAACAGAGAUUGUACAAAGACAGAUUCAUGCGCUGUUACAGUGUGAUCUUUUGACAGACGAAGUUGAGAACGAAAUUACGUUAACAGCCUUUCGCCUGCUCACCUUGGAUCUCCUGACGCUUUACUCAGUCAUGAAUGAGGGCACGAUCAACGUUUUGGAGCAUUACUUCGAAAUGUCGCGGCCUGAUAGUGAGCGUGCGCUGGAGAUCUAUAAGACUUUUACUCAACAAACAGAGGAGGUCGUGAAAUUUCUCGGUGUCGCUAGACAUUUCCAAGCAGCAACACGGCUAGAAAUACCCAAGCUGAAGCACGCCUCUACGGACCUUACUCGACUCCUUGAAGACGACCUUAAUGACCCGGAUUUUGAUCAGCGACGAAGAGAAUAUCUAUUUCGAAAGGGAGGAAAGAGCGGCAAUCCGGGUCCUACACUCGCACCUGGUAACACGGCUGGAGCAGGAAAUAGGUCUGUUAGUAAUCCUGAACCACCUCGACCCCAUACACAACCUGCUCCGCAAAAGAAAGAGAAUCCGGCAGACUUAAUCGAUUUCUUCGAUUCUAUCGAUCCGCAACCCCCAGCACAACAGAACCCUAUGCAGCUACCACAUCUACAGCAGCAAGCGCAAGCGAUGCAAUUCCAACAGACGGGCUUCCAACCGCAACAGCCAGCGUUCUAUCCCCAACAAACUGGGUUCCAACAACAGGCGCAGCCGACCGGCUUUGGCCAGGCUAUACCAGUUGGAGAUCCCUUUGCACAGCAGAGUACCAAUCCAUUUGGCCAACAGCAAGCUCAGCAGCCACAGCCGCUUCAGCCAACGCCAACUGGUGCGGGAUUUGGUGGUUACUCGGCGCAACCGCAGACAUAUGGGUUCCAACAGAAUCUUGCGCCUGUUCCCCAGAACAAUCUUGCGCCAUUUCCCCAGCAACAGCAACCAAUGCCCGUCGAUGUUACUGAGUACCCCAACCGGGACCGGCGUGCCGGCAACUCCCCUAAACCGUCAGAGCACAAACCCUUUUGCGCGACGUUGUCGACCGCCAACCCGCCGCAGUUAAACGCCAGCGCGCCACCGCAGCAACCGCCUCCACAGUCAACGCAACCACUACAACCCCAACGAACGGGGACUAAUCCUUUUGCUCGAAGCUCUUCGGUUCCUCCGCAGCAGACCCAAGGCCUGCAGCCUCCUGCGCCAGCGCCUCUACGGCCGAAUCCCACUGGAAGCACGAACCCUUUCCGCCAGAGUGCUUUUGUCAACCAACAGACUGGCCAGGGGUGGCAUGUCGGUGGCCAGCAAGGGACCAUGGGCGGUUAUGAGCAGCUGGAGACUGUGCCGGUGUUUCCGCGGCCCGGAAUGUAA